AUGGACAUUGAAGCAUAUUUUGAAAGAAUUGGCUAUAAGAACUCUAGGAACAAAUUGGACUUGGAAACAUUAACUAACAUUCUUCAGCACCAGAUCCGAGCUAUCCCCUUUGAGAACUUUAACAUGCACUGUGGGGAACCUAUGGAGUUGGACUUAGAGACCGUUUUUGACCAAGUUGUGAGGAGGAAGCGGGGUGGGUGGUGCCUCCAGGUCAAUCAUCUUCUAUACUGGGCUCUGACCACGAUGGGUUUUCAGACCACUAUGUUGGGAGGAUAUGUUUACAUCACUCCAACCAACAAAUACAGCAGUCAUAUGGUUCACCUUCUAUUAAAAGUGACCAUCAGUGGCAAGAACUAUAUUGCUGAUGCAUCAUUUGGAUGUUCCUACCAGAUGUGGCAGCCUCUGGAAUUAAUUUCUGGGAAGGAUCAGCCUCAGAUGCCAGGCAUCUUCCGCUUGACAGAGGAGGAAGGCAUCUGGUACCUGGACCAAAUCAGAAGAGAGCAGCACAUUCCAAACCAAGAAUUUCUCAAUUCCGAUCUCCUAGAUAAGGAAAAAUACCAAAAAAUCUACUCCUUUACUCUUGAACCUAGAACAAUUGAAGAUUUUGAGUCUGUGAAUACAUACCUUCAGACAUCCCCAGCCUCUGUGUUUACAGGUAUAUCAUUUUGUUCCUUGCAGACCCCAGAAGGGGUUCACUGUUUAGUGGGCUUCACCCUCACCUAUAGGAGAUUCAACUAUAAGGACGGUGUCGACCUGGUAGAGUUUAAGACUCUGAAAGAGGAAGAAGUGGAAGAAGUAUUGAAAACUAUAUUUAAUAUUUCCUUAGAAGGAAAACUGGUACCCAAACAUGGUGAUCAAUAUUUUACUAUUUAG
Molecule: messenger RNA, 873 nt
Organism: Marmota flaviventris (yellow-bellied marmot)
Lineage: Eukaryota; Metazoa; Chordata; Mammalia; Rodentia; Sciuridae
Source: RefSeq, a predicted model, not a curated record